AUGAAAGGAUGUGGGCAUAUAUUUGGCUAUGAACUUUCUGUUUCUUCUUUCCAUUUCGAAAGCGGUAUUCAAUGUCCUGAAAAAGUAUUGUAUAAUCUGGUACGGAAGACUUUUAUGCCGACAAAGCUGCUUGCCCUUCGAUUUUAUUUGAAUCUCAAUGAUGAGGUUCGUUGUAUUGAUGCUAAAUAUAUUCACUUGUGCUUUUCUGGAGGAGGCACGGUAGUUGUAAAGCCUCAUAUGGAUAGCGCAUUCUUUAAUGUUUCAGAAUUUCAGGAACAAGCUUUUUUUUUUCAAUUUGCAAAUACUUUAAUAACAUAUCACGUUCACAGUUUAAAAGAACAAGGUGAUAAAGCCAGCAAUAUCUCGUAG
Mycotypha africana is the source of this 369-nucleotide messenger RNA. RefSeq lists its product as uncharacterized. The transcript is spliced from 3 exons. The record is from RefSeq and is a predicted model, not a curated record. The coding region runs from base 1 to 369 and encodes 122 amino acids. NCBI's taxonomy places the organism in Eukaryota, Fungi, Mucoromycota, Mucoromycetes, Mucorales, Mycotyphaceae.